Molecule: messenger RNA, 2463 nt
Organism: Paramecium sonneborni
Lineage: Eukaryota; Ciliophora; Oligohymenophorea; Peniculida; Parameciidae
Source: the annotation of a GenBank genome assembly
AUGAAUAUUUAUUUGAGCAUUUCCAUUAAUUUGUUGAUAGGAUCGGAUGCUAUAAUCAUUUUUUUAUUAGAAGAUUAAAAGCCAUUGUAUAUUUUAGCAGCAAUUAGAUUCUCGAUAGCUUUAAUAAAUCUAAUUUGUCAUAUAGCAAUUUGGAAAUAGUUUAAGCUUUCAUUAUUAACCCUAUGCUUGUAACUAUUAAAUUAAAUAUAAUUGGCUUCAGAAAUUAGGUAGGCUUUUUCAAAUUUUAGUUCUUAUCACUUUUAUUUAUUUUUGCUUCUGUUUUAUUAAGAACAAUCAAUUCAAUAACAUAAAUAUUUACAAUAUGUGUCAAUAUUUUAUUGUAUGAUAGAAAUUUAAAUGUAUAAUACUCAAAUUUAUCAGUAUAUUAUGACAUCCAUAACUUUGAUUUUAAUUGUCUUGAUAAAACUGUUAAAUUUACAAUAAUUAAGACAUAAACACACAACCUCUCAUGAAAUUCUGUAUUCUUAUUCUACAGUACCAGCAGAAUAGAUAAUGUCAAAUAGAAAAAUUGAUCUCAUAUAAAAAGAUGAAUUACUUUACAUAGCAAAUCAUAUAAAAUAAGGAAUAAUAUAUUUUUCAGCAACAUUUGAUAUAUUAUAUAUAAAUGAUAAGGCUUCAAAAAUCUUAAUGGCUUAGACAGAUGAUUAGGCUAUGUUGUAAUUGUAGAAAAUGAUAUUACAGUAAAUUUUUAUGAAAUUCUUAGAGGCUUAGAGCAAGAUGAAUCAAUAACAAAAUAACACAAAGAAAUUAAAUUUCGGACAUCAUAAAAACAGUUAUUAUAGAAAGCGGAUAAUAAAAUGAUAGAAUCUUUGAUUGCUUCAGCCGAAUAACGCAUGAAAAGAUAUUAAUCCCUAAGCGAGAAACUCUUAGAGUAGCAAUUCUCAUAUAAGAAAACAAAACAAAAUCUAUUAUCAAAAAAUGAUUUUAAAUAGUUGCUUUAAUCCCUUUUUAGCGAAUCCUAGAUUUCUUCUCUGUAAUAAUAUCUGUUACUUUAGUUUAGAACACAGGAGUUUUGUUAAAGCAAACAAAUUAACAGUACAUUUUGCCACGAAUAACAAUGAAAAAACUAUAGAAAUAACUUUUUGUAAAAUGAUCAAUUUACUCAAUUAAAAUUGCUAUUUAGUAUUAUUUUCAGAUAUAACUGAAGUUGAAAAGCAAUAAUAGUUUGUUUAGAAAUACAAAUUUUAAACCUUACAUUUUAAUUCAUUUUCUCAUGAAUUGCGCACUCCUUUAAAUUGUUCAUUAAAUUUAUUAUAAGCUUUUAAGAAUUAAAAUAUUUAAGAAAAUCUUAUAUAAUAAUACAUUAACCCUUCAAUCGUUUCAAAUAAAUUACUUAUGCAUUAAAUUAAUGAUAUUUUAGAUUAUGCCUCUUUUGGCUUAGGAACAUUUCAUUUAAAUGUACAAGACUUUUUAAUAAAAGACAUUUAUAAAUAACUUGAAGAAUACUACUUAGAUAUUUGUAAAAGUAAAGGGAUUAUGUUAAACUUUUAAAUAGCAGAUGGACUAGAAAAUUUAAAAAUCAAUAGUGAUCCUGAAAGAAUACUAUAAUUACUUGUAAAUUUACUUAACAAUUCAAUAAAAUUUACAGAAUAAGAUGAUACAAUAUCUAUUAUUACUAAAAAAAAGGAGAAAUCAUCUGGAUUAAUAAGUUUUAUUAAGUUUAUUGUUCAUGAUACUGGCAGAGGAAUAUCAAAAGUAGAUUUGGAUGCAAUUAAUAAUAUUGUUAAUACAACAAUAGAUGAUAGUAUAUUUUAUUAAUUGAAAAACUUUACAACAAAAUAUGUAGGACUUGGUUUUUCAAUAGGAAUGAGAAUGUGUCAUGAGUUAUCUUAUUCAAAAAAGUCAUAUUUUAAAAUAAGAAGCAAAGAAGGAGAAUAUACAAAAAUAAGUUUUAGAGUUAAUAAUUAAAUUCACUCUAUUGUUAGAUCACUUAAAGAAUCUUCAAUAAGAUUAAAUGAAAUAGUAGAUUCAGUUAGUUCUAAUGGAGAAAUAAUUACUUUAGAAGAUCAUUAAAUGCCUCUUUGUAAUUAAACAUUUUUUACUUAAAAAUAAAUUUAAAGUGAUGCAUAUCCUUAAAUUCUUAUUUGUGAUGAUGUACCAUUUAAUUUAUUGUCGUUAAAUUUAUUAAUUAAAAAUAUGGGAUUUGAGAGUGAUAUGGUUUAUGAUGGAUUAGAAGCAAUUAGUAAAGUUAAAACUAGAUAGAAAAUGAAAUAAGUAUAAUAUAAAUUAAUUUUUAUGGACAUUGAAAUGCCUGGCUUAAAUGGAUAUUAAACCUCUAUUUAAUUAAUAGAAAUUGAUAAAAAAUUAAAUAUAGUUAUGUGUUCUGCUUAUGAUUCUGAAAAUAAUUUACUUUGUGCAUUAGAAAGUGGAAUGAAAGAAAUCUUAAUAAAACCUGUAAGAUUAGAAUAAUUAAGAUAACUUAUUUUUAAAUAUUUAAAAUGA